Messenger RNA from Musca domestica (house fly), 893 nucleotides. RefSeq names its product protein MIX23 (gene Ccdc58). NCBI's taxonomy places the organism in Eukaryota, Metazoa, Arthropoda, Insecta, Diptera, Muscidae. Gene Ontology annotation, cellular component: mitochondrial intermembrane space; mitochondrion. The record is from RefSeq and is a predicted model, not a curated record. The transcript has 3 exons. The coding region runs from base 113 to 541 and encodes 142 amino acids.
AAUUUGACAUUUCAGUCGGUGUUUUUCGCCUUCUGUCACUUGCAUUGCAUUGGCAUUUUGUAACACUUUUUUUUAUUAAAAAAUAAAUAAAUUAGAUUUUUCACCGCGAAAUAUGGCUAUUUCAUAUUCCUGUCAAGAUUUUCUCGGCUUCCAAGAAGCUCUAAAGAAAAUGCGAGAUAUUGACGAUAAGAUCAUCUAUACAUUGAACACUUCCCUGCCGACUGAAUCUUUCAAGGGUCAAGUAAAUAGUGAACAAACCUGCAGGGAUUUAUAUGACAAACUGAAGGUGGGUCACAAACAACGUGAAGAGGCCAUACGUGGUUGCAUUAUGGUCUCGGCUGAUACAUUGAAAACAUUGCGGGAACAGCGUGAAGCUAACCCGGAUGAUGUUGAUGUCAAUAAGAAAUUCAAAUCGGAACAAAGAAAGUUGCGCGUUUUACAAUCGGAAUUGAAUGUGGAGGACAUUGUAAAAGAUCGUUCAUACAAGGCAUUCAAUGAACGUUGCCGGGUAUUCUUCAGAGCCGGAGAUGCCGCCUUAUGAUUAUAAUACAUUACUCGGUAUGUGGAAAUUAGCCCCUAGGAAGUCCUCAAAUUGAGGAACAAAAAAUGUAAACAACAAUUUUUUCGCUAUUGAAAUGUUUCAGCAGUUGCCGGCGGCGGCCCCAAAAGUACAAUGUUGGCAUUUUUGAUUAUCUUAUGUAACUAAAGAAUAACAAAAAAAAACUUCUAGAAAUAUAGGUCAAACAUAUGUUAUUGUUAUUUUUUUUUUAAACAACUUUGCUCAGUGCUAUAUAUUCAAGAUUAAAUGAAGGGAUAUUGUCAUUUAUAGAUUUUAAAGAAAUUACGAUAUACACUAAAUAAAAUGUAUAUUCUGAAAUUAUAACUAUCUACAA